This is a messenger RNA of Nanorana parkeri, 645 nucleotides long. Its product is annotated as taste receptor type 2 member 9-like. The transcript is spliced from 2 exons. Lineage: Eukaryota; Metazoa; Chordata; Amphibia; Anura; Dicroglossidae. The record is from RefSeq and is a predicted model, not a curated record. Gene Ontology annotation, biological process: G protein-coupled receptor signaling pathway; sensory perception of taste; detection of chemical stimulus involved in sensory perception of bitter taste. Gene Ontology annotation, cellular component: membrane. Bases 1 to 645 code for a protein of 214 amino acids. Gene Ontology annotation, molecular function: bitter taste receptor activity; G protein-coupled receptor activity.
AUGUGUCUCAUCAUCUUUAACAUUAUCAUUCGAGCCUUCAACCUUAACGUUUACAGCGUUAAUGUUCUCAAUUGGAUCCUGAAUGUGACGUGUUUAUUCCUAGACUUCUCCAGCCUUUGGUUCGCCAUGUGGCUCUGCGCCCUCUACUUUGUCAAGGUCACCAUCUUUAAAAGGGCUUUACUUAUUCACAUGAAGCUAAGAAUCCCUCAGCUUGUGCUUUACAUGACUGUAUCAUCUGUAUUGAUCGCAUUGCUGUCCAGCUUUAUAUUUGUCUACAAUUACAAUGAACCUUUGGAUUUGUUGAUUCCGGAACUCAACCUGUCGAGCAACUCAAGCAUCGAGAAAGAACUGAUCUUCAUACCUCCAGCGAUAAAUGCCCACCUUACAGCUAUUCGGUCAGCUUCUCUGGUGGAGUUCAUGACCAUCUCUUACUUCAUCAUGACCAUUUUACUUCGCUUUAAUUUCUAUCAAACCUUAAAUAAGGCUGUUGUCUUUGUGUUAGUCACCUCCUACCCAACGUUUCAUUCCAUGGUGCUGAUAGGAGGAAAUGUAAAACUGAAAAAGAGGCUGUUAAAUGUUGUCCACUAUGUGAAAGGAUGUGAACCACUGGGAAACUCUUGCAGCUCAUGUGAGAACCCCAAGUAG